UUUCGCCAAGAGAAGAUCGCUCGCACGACAGAAGACAGCAGACAAGAGAGUGAGUGAACAACUUCACAUCAAGUGACCAGCCGCCAUGUCGGAGCAAGCGUUGGACCGCAUCCAGCGUCAGCUGCAGGAUGCGCAAGAGAAGGCGAGGCGCGGCGGCGCACCGGUGGAGGCCGCUGCCGCUCCUGUGAAGAAGGAGCUCUCGGAGGCUGUCAAGGCCGGUAUGGCCGCAGGCAACAUCAACAUCAGUGACACAGGCGCCCGCAUGCAGCUGUCUGAGACAAGCCAGAUGGAGCAGAAGCGGCAAGAUGCCAUCCUUGACGAACUCGAGCGAAGAAAGAAGGAGCGGGAGGUGCUGCUUCCUGCGACGGAUGAGGGCGUCAUCCUGAAGCUGAGGGAACUCGGCGAGCCCGUCACGCUGUUUGGAGAGGACCCGGCAGACCGGCGUAUCCGCCUGCGCGAAUUCCUGUCGGCGCACACGGGCGCAGCGGUUACAGAGAAGCCGCUGACACAGGCCGCAGCACGCAAGGCACAGAAGGAGACGGAGGAGGUGUGGUACCACGUUGGCCCCGAGGAGUUGAAGCUGGUACGCAAGUUCGUCGCAGAGUACUCCCUCCCACGGGCACGCAACCGGCUUAAGGAGGCGCGUCUUGAGCUCGCCAAGUCGGAUGCGCAGAAGCAGGCGCGCAAGCAGCACAUGUACUCCACACUCAGGCAAUUCAGCAUCUACGGCAGCCAGAUUGGCGACACGCGUCCCCUCUCCUUCUGCCGCUUCUCCCCAGACAGCAAAAUCCUCGGUGUUGCGUCAUGGACCGGAACCGUCAAGCUCUGGGCCGUGCCUGCAUGCACCGAGAUGAGCACGUAUCGUGCGCAUGCUGAGCGCGUGAGUGCGCUGUCGUGGCAUCCGUCCGCGUGCAUUUCACAGGACCGCUCGUCCGUCAACUUUGCCACGUGCUCCGUCGACGGCGCCGUCAAGCUCUGGGGGCUCGACAGCACAACCCCCGUGUCGAGUCUUCCUGGCCACGCCGCCCGCGUCGCCCGCGCAGAGUUCCACCCGUCUGGCAAACUCCUCAUGACUACAUGCUUCGACCACUCGUGGCGGCUGUGGGACCUGUCGAACGAGGUUGAGGUGCUGCACCAGGAGGGCCACUCCCGACCCGUCUACGACGCCGCCUUCCACCCCGACGGCUCGCUGUGCGGGACGUCGAGCCUGGACCACACAGGCCGUAUCUGGGACCUGCGCACGGGGAAGAACAUUAUGGUCUUGCAGGGCCACACCAAGAACGUGCUUGCGCUGCAGUUUUCGCCCAACGGGUAUCACGUGGCGACAGGCAGCGACGACAACACGGUGCGCAUCUGGGAUCUGCGCAAGCAGCAGUGCGUGUACACGCUGCCGGCGCACACCAACCUGGUGAGUGGACUGCGAUACCACAGCUCGGGCAACUUCUUUGUCACGUCGUCGUAUGAUGAGACGGCCAAGGUGUGGACGGCCCCCGGCUGCGCGCCGCUCAAGGUCCUCCGCGGGCACGAGGGCAAGGUCAUGUCCAUCGACGUCUCAAACGACGCCAAAUACAUUGCCACGUCUUCGUGGGAUCGAACGUUCAAGCUUUGGACACAGGAAUAGCGACACGCACGCACACACACACACACACAUACACACACACGCACACACACAUACACACACAUACACACACACACAUGCAUACACACGCACACACAUCCAUUCCCCGGCCGUGGUAACCCUUCCUCUCAACUUCCCACUCGCUUUUGUUUGUCACGCGUGCACCUGUGCUGCUUGCACAUUCCUCAAGUAUACCAAGGCGUAUGCAGUUUAUUCACAUCA
Molecule: messenger RNA, 1840 nt
Organism: Salpingoeca rosetta
Lineage: Eukaryota; Choanoflagellata; Craspedida; Salpingoecidae
Exons: 15
Coding region: 86-1621 (511 amino acids)
Biological process (GO): mRNA splicing, via spliceosome
Cellular component (GO): U4/U6 x U5 tri-snRNP complex
Molecular function (GO): U6 snRNA binding; U4 snRNA binding; protein binding
Source: RefSeq, a predicted model, not a curated record